This is a messenger RNA of Aureococcus anophagefferens, 6678 nucleotides long. RefSeq lists its product as hypothetical. The record is from RefSeq and is a predicted model, not a curated record. The transcript has 6 exons. NCBI's taxonomy places the organism in Eukaryota, Pelagophyceae, Pelagomonadales, Pelagomonadaceae. The coding region runs from base 1 to 6678 and encodes 2225 amino acids.
AUGAGCCCGCGGCGGCCGAAGAGCCCCGCGGGGAGCGGCGGCGGCGGCUCCGGCUCCGGCUCCGAGUCCGAGUUCUCCGACUCGAGCAGCGAGGACGAGCCCGUGGAGAAGAAGGAGCUCGCGUGGCUCGAGUUCGAGCCCGACGGCGCCCAGGAGCCCUGCAAGUGGUGGUGGAACCGCGAGACGGGCGAGCUCGCGUGGGUCCACCCCUACCGGUGCGCGACCGCCGUCAUGCCCAAGCGGAUGGACGUCGACGCGACGGGCGAGCAGCGGCGCCUCGCGCAGAAGGCGCGGGCCAUGCGCGCGUCCAUGUCGGAGAAGAAGAAGCGCCACUUCCGCACGGCGCGGAACUUCGCCAAGGAGUUCAAGUGGCUCAAGGCGUCGCGCGAGGUCGACAGGGCCGCCGCCGCGGCCGCGGGCGACUCGGACCGCUACGAGCUCGCCCUGGCGAGCGCGCGCAUCCACUACGCGACCUGGGUCACGGAGGACCACUGCGCGUCCGCCGAGGCGUCCUACCCGAGCUUCCUGAAGGCCUUCGCCAUCGCCGACGAGCUCGGCCCCACGCUCAAGGAGCCGCUCCACUGCUUCGAGGCCGCCGCGGCGCUCGCCGGGCUGCCCGCCGAGGAGGGCCAGGCGCGGCGCGCCAUGGCCCUCCGCCUCAUGGUCCAGCUGGCGCCGAAGGAACGCGAGCUCGCGGAGGGCGAGGACCCGCGGCCGACGAUCGUGGAAUACCACGCGGUGCUGUGGUGCGUCGCGCUCAUCCAGGCGAGCGGCGGUUUAGGCGACGGCCGGGCCGCGGCCUACCUCGAGUGGCUCCACGAGCUCCAGAACGACGUCAGCUGGGACCUGCCGUCGGGCGUGUCGCGGCCGACGACGUCCGCGUCGACGCGGCCGACGACGCCGGGCACGCGGCCGGUCACGCCCGGGGCGCCCAGCUCGCGGCCGGGCACGUCCGGCGGCCGGCCGGGCACGGCGGCGUCGCAGCAGUCCAAGGCGUCGUCGGCCAUGUCCAUGUCGACGCACGUCUACGGGUUGGACGUCGCGGACGCGGUGCCGCGGUGGGUGCUGGCGCUGCUCUGGAGCAAGGCCCUGGCCUGCCAGGGCCUGGGCUUCAAGGCCAAGGCGGCGCUCCUGGAAGCGCGGGCCCUGUCGUCGACGGACGACUCGGCUCCGCCGCCGGACGCGCGCGCGAAGCGCGACGACGCGUGGAUGAGCGACGCGCGCGUCUGGCGCGCCGCCGGCGACGCGCUGACGUGGAGCCGCCACCCGUUCUUGGCGCGCGGCGCCUACGAGAGCGCCACCGUGGCGCUGGGCAAGCAGCCGAAGUCGCGGAUGGUCAAGACGCGCGCGAAGCGCCACGCGGAGGGCCUCCUCUGGCUCAAGCGGUCGCGGACGGAGCGGCUCAUGCGCGACGCCGAGCGCUCCUGGGCGUCGCUCGACGCGGGCCUCAAGGCCCACCCCUGGGGCCCGGAGCUCCGCGCGGCCGCGCGGGCGUGGGACCCGGAGGGCCCGCGGAAGGCGGCGCUGGACGCGGAGGAGCUCGCCAUCGCCGGGGGCGCGCAGGCCCUGGCCCGCGGCAUGCUCGCUCGGAACCACGCCUACGACGCCAAGGUCGAGUACGAGAAGCAGAAGGCCUGGGAGGCGGAGCAGUACGCGAAGCUCGAGCACUUCCUCAAGGUCCACAUGGCCGAGGGCGGCCACCGCAUCUUCCUCAAGUGGGCCAACUACACGCGGGCGCAGAAGAAGCUCAAGAUCUACGCGUCGAUCCACGUCGCGAACCGCGUGCGGCGCAUGCUCGCGAAGCGCCGCGCGGACCGGAAGCGGUACCACAACCGCGUGCUCCUGCGCGUGCUCAAGCGCGACUUCCCCCGCUUCCUACUCCGCCAGAAGGCGCGGGCCGUGCUCGUGUUAGUCAAGACGCGCGAGCUCGCGCAGCUGCGGCGCUGGGCGGCGACGGUCAUCGAGGCCGGCGUCCGCGGGAGGCGCGGCCGGCGAUUGGCCGAGUGCGAGCGGCUCGUGCUCGAGGGCCUCAAGAUGCGGCUGAGGCGCCACCUGCGGACCUGGCGCGUCGUCGUCGGCGGCUGGACCCGCCAGCUCCGGAAGAUCCGCAUCAUCCAGCGGGGCGCGCGCGCGUUCAUCGUCAAGGCCGCGGUCGCGCGCAUGGUCCAGAAGGCGCGGACCGCGCGGAACCGCGUGAAGCGGAACCUGAAGAAGCGCACGAUCAAGUCGAAGCAGGCCGUGCUGCGCGCCUGGCGCGUCGAGGCGCGGAAGGAGAUCCGGCGGCGGCACGCCGCGGCGGCCUACGUCAUCCAGCACUGGUACCGGACGCGGCGCAUCGUCUGGCGCGCCGCGCGGCUCCAGCGGCGGCGCAAGCAGUUCGCGGCGGACAUGAAGCGCGCCAUCUGGGCCUGCUGCCACGAGUGCCUCGAGGCGCUCCACGUCGACGCCAAGGCGCACAAGAUCCAGCGGGCCUGGAAGUGCAAGAAGUCGCGCAUGCUGCUCAAACGCGCGCGCGUCCAGACGCACCGCGCGCGCAAGCUCCGGCGCAAGUGCUGGCGCAUGUACGGCAAGGCGGCGCUCAAGGAGUGGUUCAAGCUCCACAAGCGCGAAAAAAAGGGCGCGCGCAUGUUCCAGAACUGCUGGCGGUCCUCGAAGGCGCGCCGCGAGGUCGCGGAGAUGGCGCGCCGGCGCCGCGACCACGUCGCGAAGAUCAAGUUCGCCUGCGGCAACCGCGAGCACCGCACGCUCGCGCGGUGCCACGUCUCCUGGCGGCGGCUGACGCGCCUCGCGAAGAUGGCGCGGCGCGUCCAGUACGCGGGGCGGCGGCUCCUCGCGCGGCGCGAGGUCGCGGAGAUGGCGCGGCGCCGCCGCGAGCAGAACCUGAAGAUCGCCAUGGCCAUCGGCAACAAGGAGGCGCGCACGCGCUUCCGCUGCUUCUCCAACUGGAAGGUCGACGUGAAGCGCGAGGUCGCGGCGCGGAAGCUCCUCGCCAUGGUCAAGGCGCACCAGGCGCGGGCCUACCUCCGCGAGCUCGCGCGGAUCCGCCGCGAGCAGAACGCGAAGAUCGCGCUGUGCUUCGGGCGCAAGGAGCUGCGCCUGCGCGUCAAGUUCUUCAAGCACGCCAAGGAGUCGUGGAUCUGCGGGCGCAAGGCGCGCGCGAUCCAGCGCGCCGCGCGCGCGCGCAUCGCGCGCGACGUCGUCCGCGAGAAGGCCAGGAUCCGCCGCAACAACAACGCGAAGAUCGCGCGCUGCGUCGGCGCGAAGAUCCACCGCACGAUGAAGAAGUGCUUCCACGGGUUUCUGAUUCUGUGGAAGUACCGCCACGAGCGCGAGGCGGCGCAGGGCGCCGCCGACCGCGCGCACGCGGACGAGGCGGACCGCGUGGCGACGGCGGCCUACGCGGCCCUGCGCCACGCGGCCAUGGUCUACAUCGCCGGGCACGUCGCGCCGCUCCUCUGCCGCGCGGCGCUCUUCAAGCAGCGGCGCCGCGGCGCGUGGCUAAGAACGACGGAGCGGCGCGUCGUCGACGCGCGCAAGCGCAAGACGCGCGCCUGGGCCUUCUCGCGCUUCGUCGACGCGCUCGCGGCGCGCGCGGCCCUCGCGAUCCGCGAGCAGGGGCUCAAGGAGGCGCCCGCGGCGCCCGCGGCGCCCGAGCCCGAGGUCGAGGUCGAGGUCGUCGAGAAGGCGCCGCCGCCCAUGCCCGUCGCGCGCCCGGAGAAGCGCGAGCGGGCGCCGGUCCCGGCGAAGAAGCAGAGCAUCUUCCACCAGCGGCCGAAGCCCCGCGUGAAGCGCCAGCCGCGCAAGAAGCAGGCGUGGCUCGGGCGGAGCGACCACGGCCUCUUCCCGGAGAACUACCGGAAGCACGGGCGGCGGACCGUGGACCUGCGGGACAGCUCCGGCGAGCAGAAGAUGUACCGGUCCACGGAGGGCCUGUCGGGCGCCUACUUCGCCGCGCGGCGCCACGUGAAGCGCUGCGGCACGCUGAGCUGGAAAUCGAACGAGAUGACGAACGGGGAGCUGUCCGCGCUGAGCUCCAUCGCGGCGGCCGUCGUCCUCGAGGCGCCCUGGGGCCGCGGGGACGUGCUCGACGCGUCGAAGGCGCUGGACACGGACGAGCCCCACCCGCACGUCGCGUUCGGGCCCACGGAGGACGACGGCGCGCACGCGGCGCGCGCGACGAAGCCGCGGCUGAUCUGCCUGGGGUCCGAGGGCACGCCGACGCUGGACGACGCGUGCUGCGCGGCGCUGGGGGGCCUGGCGGCCGCGGGCCGCGUGAGCGCGGUGUCGACGCACGGCGUGCCCAUCGAGCGCCGCGGCGCGCGCGCGCUCGCGGUGAGCCUGUGCCGGGCGGACCUCGUGACGCACCGGUCGUCGAACCUGCAGGACCUGUCGCUCGAGGGCGGCGACCUGGGGCCCGACGCGCUCGCGGCGCUCCUGGAGAGCUUGUUGUUACGGUGCGGCCGCGGCAAGCUCGCGCCGCUGUCGAAGCUCGCGCUCGACGGGAGCCACGUGGGCGAGAGCCUGCUGGUCGUCAAGCAGGUCGCCGUGCUCCUGGCGACGAACGGCGCGCCGGCGACGCUGUCCCUGCGGCGCUGCAAGCUCCAGGCGUCGUCGGCGCGCGCGCUCGCCCAGGGCGUCCACAAGCACAACGCGAACUGGCUGCGGCGGGGGCGGGCGACCUUCGCGAAGAACGACCGCGGGGAACUGCUGCGGCGCCUCGAGUCCGUGGACCUCGCGGACAACCCGCGGCUCGGCGAUCGCGGCGCGGCGACGCUCGUCGGCGCUUUCAAGCACACGCGGUCCCUCGCGCACCUCGACAUGUCCAACACGGGCUGCGCGGCCCUUGGCGCCGACGCCGUGGCCGACAUGUGCGCGGAGAUCUUCCACACGGACGCGCCGAAGGCGGAACGGCCCGACGUCGACCGGCCCAUGCUGACGGUGAACCUGCGGCACAAUCUUUUGAUCGACGCGGACCGCAUCGCGCGGCUGGCGGACGUGUCGUCCGACGCGAACUACCGGCUGGCGCUCCAGGUCGACGCCGCCGGGGGGCUCUUCGAGCGGACGCAGCUCGCGAUGCAAGGCCUGUCGCCGUUGGACGCGAAGCGGCUCACGUACUCGCGGGGCCUGCCCCGCGGCGGCGGGAGCCGGCGGCGGGACCGGAGCCCGGACGGGGGCCUCCGGUCCCCGGAGCGGAGCCUCCGGGAGAGCGCCUCGGAGCCGGCGUUCCCGGACCCGCCGACGACGCCGGCGGACGGCACGCGGCUCGCGUCGCGGCAGCGCCACGACCCGUUCUUCACGGACUACCCCACGACGCCCGCCGGGGACUUGCUGCGGCCGCUGACGGGCGUGGGCACCGCUCGACGCGACGACCGCGCCGCCUCCUCGACCAUGAAGCUCUCCGACUACGUCAGCACCUACGCGCAGAAGUGCGCGCUGCCCGUGCUCUUCCUCGCGCUGGGCACGCGCAUGUACACGCAGAUCACGGAGACCAUGGAGUUCGAGCUCCGCAAGAGCGAGCAGCCGCGGCCCGGCGACGUGCUGCUCGUCGGCGCCGUCGCCGGCGUCGCCGACGAGCUCGCGGUGCGGCUCGCGACGAUCGGCAACGGCGCCGAGGCGCCGCCGGACCUCGAGACCGGCGAGGCGCGGCGCAACUUCGGCACGGACAAGUACGCGGGCCUGGAGAGCGGCUUCUGGCUCGGCGAGUCGACGCGGCGCCGCCUGGCCGUGUCGUCGCGCGGCGGCGAGGGCUCCGCGCAGCCCCAGGCGCUCGCCAUGCGCUUCUUCCGGUCCGUCCAGCCCUUCGACGAACACACCAUGAGCAAGUUGGAGAAGCCCGGCCCGGAAUGGACCUGCCCCGGCGCGGUCGUCGGCGGCGUCGCGCAGUACGCGUGCUUGUGCCCCAACUGCCCCGCGAAAUGGGCCAGCGUCGUCUACGUCCUCGCCGACGAGCGCGAGACGCUCUGCCGCGCGUCGAAGCUCGCCGUCAGCGCGGCGCCGACGCCGCGGGCCGCGCACGCCGCCUCCUUCCUCGACGCGCCGUCGUCCGUGCUCGACGUGCUCUCCGUGUCGGACGGCGAGGCCGCCUUCGACCGCGUCCGCGCGGCGCAGAACGCGUCGCGCCACGUCCUCGUCGUCCGGGCGUCCGACGUGCGCGCCGCGCCGCGCGCCGUCGUCGUCGCCGUCGUCGGCUGGGUCCUCGAGGUGCGCCAGCGGGGCGCGGACCGCGACACCCUCCCGAGCGCCGACUUCUUCGAAAUCGACCCGGGCGUCCUCGGGCGGGCCCUCGACGGCCGCGAGAUCAACCCCGCCGCGCUCAAGGCGCCGCCCGCGUGCGACCUCUCCGACGCCGCGCUCGCGGCGGAGCCGGACCUGCCCGCCGCGUGGGCGGCGGCCGAGGACACGCAGGCGAAGAGCACGAAGCAGCGCGGCCUCAUGGAGAAGCUCAACGGCGUCGUCGACGGCUUCAGCGUCAAGACCGCGAACGUCCUCAACUACUUCUUCCCGCACCCGAGCUCGCCGGACAACGUCGACUCCAUGUGCAUGAUCCCCAACGCCGCGGCGCGGGGCAUCGAUCCCAUCACGGGCACGAGCAACUUCCAGGCGGCGCCGCCGGAGAACCCGAUCUACGACCCGGGCCUCCCGACGAAGCACGCGGCUAUGGUCGCCGGGCAGAACUGA